Brienomyrus brachyistius is the source of this 1419-nucleotide messenger RNA. RefSeq names its product cyclin B1 (gene ccnb1). The record is from RefSeq and is a predicted model, not a curated record. Bases 140 to 1339 code for a protein of 399 amino acids. The transcript is spliced from 9 exons. Gene Ontology annotation, molecular function: cyclin-dependent protein serine/threonine kinase regulator activity. Gene Ontology annotation, biological process: regulation of cyclin-dependent protein serine/threonine kinase activity; mitotic metaphase chromosome alignment; mitotic cell cycle phase transition. Lineage: Eukaryota; Metazoa; Chordata; Actinopteri; Osteoglossiformes; Mormyridae. Gene Ontology annotation, cellular component: cytoplasm; mitochondrial matrix; nucleus.
AAUAGAAUCACGGUGGACACUCAAAGCAGCCAAUCAGAUUCGACCGAGCGACGAUUUAAACCAAAAAGUGUUCUCUGUGUUAUAUGCUGUGGAAGAAACGCAUUCAUUGAGUCUUGGUUUACAGUGGUGCGAGUUUGAUAUGGCUCUUCGUGUAACUCGGAGUUCUCAGCUGGCUGUGAACAGAGAAGUGGCCUCUGGAAAACCAGGAUUGGCUGGGAAACAGACCCUGAGGCCUAGGGCAGCGCUCGGGGAUAUCGGAAACAAGACAGUUGCGACCCGGCAGCCUCUGAAGAAGGACGCUAAGCCCGAGGGCAAGGUAGCUCUGAGGAAGCCGAGCAAGUCCGAGAAGCUGCCCGAUGAGCAACCCCUCAAAAAGGAUGUGGUCCUCGUGGCGAAGCCUGUGGAGAUUGUUCCUGAGCCCCAGUCCCCCACACCCAUGGAGACUUCUGGCUGUGCUCCAGAUGACCUGUGCCAAGCCUUCUCGGAUGUCUUGCUGAACAUUAAGGAUGUUGAUGCAGAUGAUUAUGAUAAUCCCAUGCUCUGUAGUGAAUAUGUGAAGGACAUCUACAGCUAUCUUCGUGAGCUUGAGGUUGACCAAGGCAUCAGACCAAAAUAUCUGGAGGGCCAGGAGGUUACUGGGAACAUGCGUGCCAUCCUCAUUGACUGGCUGGUUCAGGUUCAGAUUAAGUUCAGGCUCCUCCAGGAGACCAUGUACCUGACAGUAGCAAUCAUUGACCGCUUCCUCCAGGACCACCCUGUGCCAAAGAAACAGCUGCAGCUUGUCGGCGUGACGGCAAUGUUCAUUGCCUCAAAGUAUGAGGAGAUGUAUCCUCCUGAGAUCGCAGACUUUGCCUUUGUCACUGAUCGUGCAUACACCACUGCUCAGAUCAGAGACAUGGAGAUGAAGAUCCUUAGGGUGCUCAAGUUCGGCUUCGGCAGACCUCUGCCUCUCCAGUUCCUGCGACGGGCCUCCAAGAUUGGGGAGGUGACAGCUGAGCAUCACACCUUGGCAAAGUACUUUGUGGAGCUCACAAUGGUUGACUAUGACAUGGUUCACUUUGCACCCUCUCUGGUUGCUUCUGCUGCUUUUGCGCUGAUGCUGAAGGUUUUCAGUUGUGGUGAAUGGAUGCCCACCCUGCAGCACUACAUGGGUUAUUCUGAAGACUGCCUGGUGCCUGUGAUGCAGCAUAUUGCCAAGAACGUGGUGAAGGUGAACGAGGGACAGACAAAGCACAUGGCAAUUAAAAAUAAGUAUGCCAGUAAGAAGCAGAUGAAUAUCAGUACGAUUCCCCAGCUGAACUCUUCGGUCAUCAAGGACUUGGCCAAACAACUGUCUUAAUGGUUUAUUGAGCACAAUGUGCUAUCUUGUGUACAUAAAGUACAUUUUUUACUUCUCUUAAUAAAGUACUAACAAUUUUA